CAGUGAGGAGCCGCUGACAGUUUUGUUUGGAUUUGUGGCGCAGCGCUGAGCCCUGGUGGGUCUCGCCAUUGUGCGAGCGGCGAGCCGGGUGUGAUGGCGGCGGAGGCUGAGGCAGGGGCCGACCCCGCUUCCGCGGAGUGGGAGGCUCCCACGCGCCUGUUGCGGGCUCUCACCUGGCUCGGCCAGGAGUUCCUGUCGGACUGGGAGGCCCAGGACUUGCGGGCCGCCCUCUUCCAGCUGCUGCUGCUCUGGCUGCUGGUGAGCUUGCUCGGCAUCCAGGUGGCCUGGCGGGUCUACGGGAACACCGUCACCAGCCUCUACUACCGGCAAGGUGCUGGAGGACAGAAUGGAGAAACUCCAGAUGGCUCUUCACACUUUUCUACGUGGGAGAGCUCAAGCAACACAAAUACAAAAACACAUCGAGAGUAACAGCAGAGGUGACCAAGCCAGGCUCCUGCUGCACCAGGAGCCCAGAGGAUGGGGAUGCUUGCCUGCCUGCCUGCCCACUCAGAGGCCUUGCGGAUUCAGUGCAAAGGGAAAGUGCAAUCAAAAUUGUCAUUUCUCCCAUGCUAUGGUUUAGUUGCUGGCCAUCACUGGUGCUGUGAGGACUGCUCCUAUCCGUCCAGUUGCCAAGCUCUGAAUCUCAGGAUUGCUUUACUCAGGUUCGGGAAGCUGCAAUUCCCCUCCCCCAAUCCCCUAUUACGUUAUUUCCAUUGUUCUUCUAUGUGCCACAAACCUAUCUGCAGACUGACCUCCAGCCUAUCUUUUCUCAGCAUUAAAUUGCUGGCAAAGAGACCUCAUUUCUUUCUGUUGUGGUUCUUGAAGUCCUGUGGCCCUGAGCCAGCUUCUGCUUAGAAAGGACACAGGCUCAUUUUUCCAGUUGAGCAUGAAUCAUCAGUUGCCAUCUUAUUCUGAGUAGUUGGGGCCUAACAAUAAACUGUAGUCUGAGUCAGCAGUAGCCAAGUGUAUUGGCUCACAGCUUGAGAACUCCUAAGGUAUAUGGCCAAUCACCGAGAAUUCUCAGAGUUCUUCUUUACAUUUGGUAGGAUUGGAGAAAUCUAGCCGGGGCAUUUUUAAAAAAAUGUCUUCCUACUUCUGUCAGGUUUGGAGGUAGCGUGGGCUAAUGACUUUGUGUAGCUCAACACUUUCUAGAAUAGUUCUGCUCAUAACCCAUAAGCCAUUGUGCUUAUGGCUUGAAGGACUGAGAUGAAGUUGCUCUAUAAUUGUGUGAACAAAGAGGUGCUGAUGCAAUACCGAGUUUUUCUUUUCUCUGCCAUGUGCUGCCACUUAUUGCAGAGUUUGUAAUAUAGAUUAUAAAGAUGUAAUUAAAAGAAAACAAAAGUAGCUUGGUUGUUAUUGUAGCCACUGCAUGUGAACUGCAUUUUAUUAGUGAAGGGCCCUGCUACCUACUGAGCAGAAAAGCAUCCACAUUUUAAUUUUUUAAAAAAUUGAAGGGGAGGUGUGCCACUUUUCCAUAUUCUCCUAAAUUUCUCUCCAUGGAGCUAAUAUUAAUUUUAAAUGGAAGCUAACAAUGUUUUUGCCCCAUCAGCUUCUGUAAAUACCGCAGCCUGUUUCUGUUUGGAUAGUUUUGGUUCACAUAUGCUUUCAAGAAAGUGAGGCCUUUAUGGAUUAAAUUAGAAAUGAGGUAGUUCUGAACUGUCUGUCAAAGAGGAUGGUAGCACUUAGCUGACCUUGGAAAAACUAGACUAACUUGAUCCUGUCUAAUACUUAGAUGGAAGACCACCAGAGAAUGCCAGCGCUAUGAGCUGGCCAGAAAACAAAAAGCAAAAAUGACAUUUACCAAAGAUAACAGCAAACUAUUUUAUUGUUGCCAGGAAAAUUUCAUAGAUGUGCCCUGAGCUGUAUUUCAAGAUAUUAUCUGAAGCCUCCAGCUCAGGAAAAAAAAGCAAAGAAAUAAAAGAGGGUUUGUCUAAGCU
Molecule: messenger RNA, 1937 nt
Organism: Notechis scutatus (mainland tiger snake)
Lineage: Eukaryota; Metazoa; Chordata; Lepidosauria; Squamata; Elapidae
Gene: TCTA
Product: T cell leukemia translocation altered
Biological process (GO): osteoclast fusion
Source: RefSeq, a predicted model, not a curated record